Molecule: messenger RNA, 1582 nt
Organism: Triticum urartu
Lineage: Eukaryota; Viridiplantae; Streptophyta; Magnoliopsida; Poales; Poaceae
Product: putative glucan endo-1,3-beta-glucosidase GVI
Biological process (GO): carbohydrate metabolic process
Molecular function (GO): hydrolase activity, hydrolyzing O-glycosyl compounds
Source: RefSeq, a predicted model, not a curated record
UCCCUCCGUCCUGAACCUUUUCCUAUAUAAAGGGACCAGCCCCCCACGGACAUCAGGAGAUUACAACAGCAGCUACGAUCGGCUGCUGCGCACCGAUCGAUCUCAGAGUCCACGAGGCAUUAGCUAGAGUUAGAGGAGGGCAGAGCUCAGGGAUAGAGUUCAGAUAGAGAGAUAGAGAGAGGGAGGGAGAUCUCCUGGACGAUCCGUCGAACAUGUAUCAUGGCGGCCCGGGCAUGUCUCCUGCUGCCGCCGGCGGUCGUGGCGGCACGGCCAGGAAGGUCGCGCCAUGGAUCCUCGCCUGCGGCUUCCUGCUCUGCUCGUCCGUCCUUUUCCUGGUCAUACGCAAGUACGUAAGGUCGUCUCCUAGAUCGCAUCCCGGCGAAUCCAGUCAGAGAGCUGAAGGCGCCAUUGGUGUGAACUACGGCAUGAUCGCCAACAACCUGCCGACGCCGGACAAGGUGAUCGCCAUGUACAAGGCCAACAAAAUCAGCUACGUCCGCCUCUUCCACCCGGACACGACCGUCCUCACCGCGCUCCGGGGCACGGGCAUCGGCGUCGUCCUCGGCACGCUCAACGAGGACCUCGCCCACCUCGCCUCCGACGAGUCCUUCGCGGCCUCGUGGGUGGCCUCCUACGUCAAGCCCUUCGCCGGCGCCGUGACGUUCCGGUACAUCACGGCCGGCAACGAGGUCAUCCCGGGCGACCUUGGCACGCACGUCCUCCCCGCCAUUAGGAACAUCGAGACCGCGCUCAAGGCGGCGGGCGUCACCGGCGUCCCGGUCACGACGGCCGUGGCCACGUCAGUGCUGGGCGUCUCGUACCCGCCGUCGCAGGCCGCGUUCUCUGAGGCGUCGGCGCCGGUGAUGGCGCCGCUGGUGGCGUACCUGUCGGCGAAGAAGGCGCCGCUGCUGGUGAACGUGUACCCGUACUUCGCGUACGCGGCGGAGCCGGAGACGGUGCAGCUCGGGUACGCGCUGCUGGCCGGGUCGAGCGCGACGUCCAAGAUCAAGGUGGCGGCGGUGGCGGACGGCGGGCUGGUGUACACCAACAUGUUCGACGCGAUCCUGGACGCGGCGCACGCGGCGGUGGAGAAGGCCGGCGCGCAGGGGCUGGAGCUGGUGGUGUCGGAGACCGGGUGGCCGUCGGGCGGCGGCGGGACGGGCGCCACCGUGGAGAACGCGGCGGCGUACAACAACAACGUGAUCCGGCACGCGGCGUCCGGCGCCGGCACGCCGCGGCGGCCGGGCAAGGCCGUGGAGACGUACCUGUUCGCCAUGUUCAACGAGAACCAGAAGCCCGAGGGCACGGAGCAGCACUUCGGGCUCUUCCAGCCGGACAUGAGCGCCGUCUACCCCGUCGACUUCGCCGCCGGCGCCUACUGAGGACUGAACGACGACUGGGACCGUACAGCGCCGAGAUUUAGUUUUACUGCUACCGCACAGAUUAAUUCGUUUACAGUUUACUCGCUCGUUUAUUAAUCACAGGUUUAUCGCUUUAAUUUACAGCAGCUCUGUACAUGUGUAGUGCAUGAUGGUACACGGCAUAUAUAUACUACGGGCAAGAGCUCAUUGCUCUUUGGUUA